This is a messenger RNA of Drosophila rhopaloa, 541 nucleotides long. It is a transcript of the gene Trissin, whose product is annotated as trissin. The transcript is spliced from 3 exons. The coding region runs from base 74 to 382 and encodes 102 amino acids. The record is from RefSeq and is a predicted model, not a curated record. Lineage: Eukaryota; Metazoa; Arthropoda; Insecta; Diptera; Drosophilidae.
CAGGACUCCAAUAGAGGAUCUUAUGAGCGACACAACCUUUUGAGCAAGUCCCCGACCAAAGACCAAGCCAACCAUGCAUUGGCUGGCCCAUUUCCAGAUCAUAUUGCUAUGCAUAUGGUUGAUGUGCCCCAGCUCGAGGGCCAUCAAAUGCGACACUUGCGGCAAGGAGUGUGCCAGCGCCUGCGGAACCAAGCAUUUUCGCACCUGCUGUUUUAACUACCUUCGCAAGCGAUCCGACCCGGAUGCACUGCGUCAGAGCUCGGACAGAAGGCUCAUCGACUUCAUCCUGCUGCAAGGACGAGCCCUCUUCACCCAGGAGUUGCGAGAGAGGCGCAACAAUGGCACCUUGAUAGACCUCGGCUUACAGACCUACUACCGCUAAGGACUUCCCCCGAUCCUGAUCCUGAUCCUGAUAUCUGAACUGAUAACGAAACUGGCUUUGAUUUGAACUAAUGACUCAUGUGAUCCGAUGGCAAUGGCGAAAUGGUUGAAAUGUUUGAAAUGUUAAUAAACCAAUAAAGGCACUAACUUCUUUGGGGCA